Molecule: messenger RNA, 2550 nt
Organism: Ciona intestinalis (vase tunicate)
Lineage: Eukaryota; Metazoa; Chordata; Ascidiacea; Phlebobranchia; Cionidae
Source: RefSeq, a predicted model, not a curated record
UUGUUCUGUUGGAAUAUUUGUUCUGUUGGAAUAUUUGUUCCGUUAAAUAAAAGUUUUUGUUUAAGAUCCAGGGGUUGGGAGUGAAAAGAAGAAGUUGAAGAUCUCAAAGAAAGAUUUGAACCAGGAUUAUGACAUCACAAUGGUUGACAAUCGUGGUCGGAACAAAGUGGUGAAGGGAGGAAAGGGAAGCAAAAGGAAGAGCCAGGAAAUUAAACCAAAACCACCAAAAAUCGCAAAACAAAUAAUGAAACACGUUGAUGCGGCGGACCUGCAAGCAAUGAGCAACCGCCGGGGGAAGCAGAGAGUCAACUUUUCAUUGGACGAGGAUUCUAUUCUAUUGUUGUGUAAAGUUGUGGCAACAGUGUUGCUUAAAAAGACGAGCGCAUCGACGCGAACCACCUUUGGCACGGCCACCCACUGGAGUUUGGUACGAGAUGUGUUGUUGCGUAACUGUUCAAAGUCUUGCGAUAAAACAUCAACGGCUUGUUCGAGACGGCAACGAUUUAUUAUGAAAAAUAAACUGACGAGGAUAUGUCACGAUUUAUCGGUCGCCGAGGUUUUGGCCGACGUUGAUUUGGUUGAGAAAGUUCUUCGUGGUCGAGUGGAUUUAACAGAUCAGGAGGCCUCCGCAUGCUUCAUGGAACUACUACCGUUGGUAAAGUUAAAGUUCAAGGGUGGGGUCCAUGGUACAAUGGAGGGCGUGAUCCCCGAUUCUGUGGAUGAACUCAAUCAAAGUUACGCAGUACAAGCAUUCACAACGGAACCAACCGACCACGACCACGAGGACGGGAUAACGAACAAAGAUGACGUGUUAAAAUGUUCUAUUGAGAAUCUUAUAUUUGCCGUGCUCGCUUCCGAUGAAAAACAUUUUAAUCAAUACCAGACGUACAAAAUAUUCGAGGAUUAUCCCGAACCUCUGGUCAGCCAAGUGUCCGAGUUAUUGAAGAAAAGAAACAUUGUAUCAAAGAAAUUGGAAAAUCCACAUCGGAAACGAAAUCUCCCGUUUGCAGUGCCAAGCUACCAUAUCACGAAGCUAUACUGGCAGUCGUUCCGAUCCCAACAUUUCUCCCAAGUUUUCGACGAUUGUAUUUCUUCGAUCAAUGAUUUGGAAACCCAGUCGCCCGUGACGUACAAACUCGAUGUUAACAGUGGAUCUAUUGUUUCUAUGUUAAUGUCACUCCUGGACGACGAUUUAUCGUUGGAAAUUAACUUCCCCACUGAACUAGUGAUGUCGGAUUUCAAGUCAAUUAUCGGAACUGACUUUUAUAAAAGCAUGAAAGCAACCGAAGAAUCCAUGUUGGCCGACAGUCACGCAAAGAACGACGAUCCCAGAAAAAAGAAGUUAAUGGAACUUUUCCAGAUGUACCAACGGCAUCCAUCUUACUCCAACUGGAUGAUGUUGUCGGGUGUGGCCGGGGUUGUAGACGAAGAGAAAAAGAUUUUGUCGCACCCCGAAAAACUUUCGUUGGUUCCGUGUAUUGUCGAGGUUCAACGACCACAUAGAAAUCAAACAAAAAAACAUCUUUUUAAAUAUUUUGAAGAUAAAUGUGUUCGAUACUGUGACAAUGGUGUUCAGUCAUGCAUAUCAAAGCUAUUGUUCUCGUUACGAGGGCCACGAUUCAGUCGUUGUGAUGUCAUAAUGAUUGACGGUUUGGAUGACAUCACAUGUUUCCCUGAAAAUUUGCGGCAAUUGGGAAAAAACAUGCUGGAAGGUUUGAUUGACAGGCAUCCCAGUUACAAAACUUGAAGAUAAGUUUCUCGACCAAUCACAUUCAGCCGACGAUAUUCAACAAUGUUUGAAAAUUCUCCAUGAAACGAAAUUCGUUUUCACUUCCGGGAUUUCAAGAGCACGUGUGAUUCCACGUAUGCACGCGGGUGCAUGGUUGAGCAGGGGGGUGGUGUAUAAGGGGGAGGCUGGAAGGGGGAUUGGCACUGGAGUGGGAAAUCCCCCAAACGAGGACGAACCCCCCCAAAUUGGGAAAACAUUUUUUUUUUUUGUGAUGUCAUCAACAGAUGAUGAUGAUGCCACAAGUGUUAAAGAAAGAUUUGGAGCGGUCAACACAUCUCAUUAUGACAUCGUGAAGUUCCUUUGUCGUCCAUGGCAUCAUAUUGACGGACAGAUCAAUUAUGACACGGCCAAAACUUUUGUGGCUGGAGUGUUUCUGCAUAUAUUGCGCAAUCCUGGUGUUAAUUUGCGAGGAUUGUCGAAACAAUUUGGCCACGCGAUGCAGAGGGUGGUGUUAGAAGAAGUGACGCAGAGCCUCGUGGAUUGUAAGUGUGUGUCGCGUCAUAGCAAUGAUCACGUCACAGGGACGUGGAGAAUAUUCGAUAGUGACGUCAUAAGUAAGAAUAAAAAGGAUGAUUAUUACAUCACAACCAACGAUGGAUUGUUACGUUUAUCAUACAUCAUAAAGCUGAUGGACGAGUUGGUGAAUGAGCGGGAAAAACAUUUUGAAUCUUUGUUGAAGAAUGAAUAAUUAUGACGUCAUGAUGUACUUUUGGUCACGUGAUUGUUGUAAAUAAAUUAUGCGCUCUGCUGCCAGUGGUGGU